Messenger RNA from Symbiodinium natans, 2166 nucleotides. The record is from the annotation of a GenBank genome assembly. Lineage: Eukaryota; Dinophyceae; Suessiales; Symbiodiniaceae.
AUGGAGGAUGUCGAGGAGCUGCUGCACACCGCGGACGAGAUGCUCACUGGCUUUGACAUGCUGAACACCAUCACCGUCUUGAACCGCCUCUCACGGCUCCGCGGCGCGAACAAGCUGCAUCACGACCCGCGGGUGCUUGAGGUCCUCUACCGCAUAGAAGCCUGGCUCUCCCAUGCCGGUGUUCCCGGCGCUGCCGAGAUGGUUGGUCCUGAGAUGGUGCAUGCCCGCCACCUGGCGAGCAUCACCACGGCCCUUGCCCGGCUGCAGUGGAAGGACUCCACGGCGGGUCGUCUGCUCCGCAUCAUUGCCUCCAUUGCUCCGCCGCUGCUCGCCACGUCGCGCGCGAGGGACCUCUCCAACCUGGCCUGGGGCUUUGCCACCCUCGAUCUGCGAAAGUUCGACUCGGUGAUGAUGGCCAUCGCUCGCGAGGCCGUGGUACAGAUUUCCGACUUCACGGAACAGAACCUCUCGAACACCUGCUGGGCCUUCGCCAAGAUUGGCAUCCGCCACGACCCGCUGAUCAAGGCCAUUGCUGACGAGACCUUGCGGAAGCUUCCGCAGUUCUCCGCCCAGGGCCUUGUCAACACCCUUUGGGGCUUCGCCACGCUCGUCAUCAAAGGCGAAGAGUGCCUGGGUCAGUCUUCCUGGCAGCUCAUCUGUGCCCUCCUCGAGGAGAUCACACGGCGUCUACCGGACUGCACCACCCAGGAGCUGAGCAACAGCUCCUGGGCUUGUUGUCGGUUGGGCGUGCGCCACGAUGGCUUCAUGGCAGCUGUCGCCGACCAGGGCCUCAAGAUCGUCGGGGACUAUACCUGCCAGGACCUGGCGAACUCCGCCAUGGCCUUCGCAAAGCCCAACAUCUACCACCGGCAGUUUCUGGAGGCUCUGGCGCACCACUCCGCACGGAAGAUGCGGCAGUUCGAGGCCAGGGAGGUCUCCAACGCGCUGUGGUCCUUCACCAUCAUUGGCCCGGGGGUCGUGGGCCCCGAUUGGCUGGACCCCGCGCUGGACCACUUCCUGAACCUCAUCCGCAUGCGCAAGUACGAAGGGUGGGAGUUGGUCCAGGUCGUCAACGCUUGCUGGCCGCAGCGGGAGGAGCUGCAUCUGUGGCCGUCCUUGGAGAGAACAUUCCAGGAGCGCGUCUUUCAGCGAGUGGUCCAUGCCCUCGAAGCCAUCAUCGGCCGGGAUCAGGGGCUCCAGGGCAUGGCAGAGCCAGCGGCCGAGGCUGCAGUGGCUGCGCCGAUAAAGCUGCUGAAUGCCGGCCCUGCCACACACGGCAACUUGAGUGCUGCCCACCGCCUGCCGGAGAGGCUCUCGCCCCUGGAGUCCGCUCGCCGUGCCGCCCAGCGCUUGAUCGAUGAGCUCCAGGUUGACUUCUUGGGACCCAUCUUCACGCGCGUGGCCAUGCGACAGCUGGGCCUCAUCGACCCCAGCGACCUGCGAGGCACCACCGCCUUCUCCAAAGGAACGGAGCCCGACGCCCAUGCUGGGCCCGAAUGGGGCGCCAGGGCCCGCGCCGCGGUGGCGGCGGCACUGAAGAAGAUGCGCGAGGAACUUCCGUUCAUGUGGUUCGACCGCUUCGGCCCCCACGAGCGGCGCGUGAUCUCGUGGAUCGCCUUUGAUCUGGAGGUAGCCAUCACCUCCAAUGGAUUGGAGGGCCACUGGAGCGAGCACCUCAAGGAAGUGGGGAGGAUCACUGGCUUCAGCUUGGACGAGCACAGGGCCAUGGACAAGAGAGGUGUGGAGACCUUCACGCGGCUGCAGGAGCAGUGGCGAGGCGAAGUGCUUUUCACCUUGCAGGAUGUGCGCAAGGGGCAGGAGUGGCUGCAAGGGCUCUUCGCACAGCAUGACCGAGCUGGGCACACGGAACGGCAGGCCCUUCUGGAAGUGAUCCUGGAGAUCAUCGGCGCCAUACGCCGUCUGGAGCGGAAGCAGAGUCAGUUUCUUCAGGGCCGCGCCGCAUUGCAGCCGGAGACCAGCAUCGAGCUGGGCCUCUUUGAUGGUUCGCUGGGGGCUGCGGUCAGCGGGCAGAUGCAGGUGUUCGUGUGUCACUUCUGCUGCAUCUCCUGUAUGGCCGCCAUCUGCAACUUUGCCCGACGCUUCCCUCACGUGAAGAUGCACAUCGACUACGACGAUUGUUGGAGGACACGGCUGCUUGAUGUCUGA